GCCUACCGCAUGGCUGUGGCUGCGAACGGAAGCAGUUGUUUACAUACUUUCGCGGCGUUUUAUCCGAUUUCGCAGUGUCUCUUUUAUCCGACAUUACAGUGUAAUUACGCUAUACUGGACUCUGCAAAAAUUAUAGCAAGUAGUCGUGACUACAGUCGAACAUAUAACACAAUAUGCCAGAAAAAUGUUGUGUUCGUGGUUGCAACAGCAACUACAAAUCCAGCAAGGAAGAGGGUUACAUCGCAGUGUUCAGAUUCUGAAGCGGAAAACAGAAAACGAUGGACAAGAAAUAUCCCCAGAAAGGACUCGACUCCAUCAAAUAGAAGUGUUGUUUGCAUUAAACAUUUUGAAGAAUGUGGUGUAUCAAGAGUGGAGAUUUACAAGGACUCUGAUGGGAACUGUCACGAGUGUCCUCGUCAAAGGCCAUUGCUUUAACCAGAAGCUGUGCCAUAAAUAUUCCCUGGGUUACCAUCGUAUUUAAGUAAGGUGCAGCCCCCAAGAAGGUGUGACCCAGAAAUAAGAAGGAAGCGUGCACACCACAAAGAGAAGAAGAAGAAUGAAGCCAUGCUAAAUGAGGACAUUCUUGCAAAUUUUGAGUGUUCGUGUGCUGAGUACCAGGAUAGAAUAAACAGUGUAGGAAAGU
This is a messenger RNA of Schistocerca piceifrons (Central American locust), 643 nucleotides long. RefSeq lists its product as uncharacterized. Bases 10 to 435 code for a protein of 141 amino acids. The record is from RefSeq and is a predicted model, not a curated record. Lineage: Eukaryota; Metazoa; Arthropoda; Insecta; Orthoptera; Acrididae. The transcript is spliced from 2 exons.